UUGAGUUAUAACCGUCUCGGUGUUGUGACGUGAAUCGUCUCCCAGCAGAAUGUUUUCCCGCCGUCUAACUUAAUAUUUCACUUUUGUGGAUUUCCGCAGAGAAAGCAGCGACACCGGAGCAGAGAAACACCUCCGGACAGCACGGCACCGUUUAUCUGACUCAUUAUUACUCAUUAAAUCCACUGUUUUUGGAUCAAAGUGCUUUUAAAGACAGAUACUCGGCGAGAUCAACUUUAAAACGAGCGAGCUGAGCAGGUGGACAUGGCGCUGCAGCGGGUGGCGGUGGUCGGCGCCGGGGCGGCGGGACUCUGUGCGGCACGUCACAUCCUGUCCCGCCAGAGCAGCUUCGCCCCCCCGGUGGUGUUCGAGCUCACCGGCAGCGUGGGGGGCACCUGGUGCUACGACGAGCGUAUCGGGACGUACGACAACGGGCGGCCGAUCCACAGCAGCAUGUACAGAGACCUGCGAACCAACCUGCCCAAAGAGGUGAUGAUGUUCCCAGACUUCCCCUUUGAGCCUGAGCUGAACAGCUUCCUGCCCCAUCAGGAGGUCCAGAGGUACCUGCAGAGGUACUGCCAGAGCCACGGCGUCCGGCCGCACAUCAGGUUCAACACGGUGGUGGAGAGCGUGCGGCCCGUGGUCGCGGCGCCGCAGGCCGAGCAGGAGAGGACGGCUUGGGAAGUGACGUCGUCCGAUUCUUCAGGUCGUCAGAGAAUAGAAACCUUCGACUCGGUCUUCGUGUGCUCGGGGCACUACUCUGACCCUCACAUCCCGCACAUCCCGGGGAUACACAAUUUUAAAGGACAGGUGCUCCACAGUCAUGCGUACAGGUUUGCAGAGCCGUUCUCGGGUCAGUCGGUGGUGGUUCUGGGAGCCAAAGCUUCAGGACUCGACAUUUCCAUUGAACUGUCCAAAGCUGGUGCAAAGGUGACUCUGAGUCACCGGCAUCCUCGCCUCACCUGUCCUCUACCUGCCGCGAUACAGCAGUCCAGUGCGGUGGUGGCGGUCGAGGACGACGGCAGCUUACGAUUCCAGGACGGCUCUGUGCUCGCUGCUGACGUCCUGAUCUUCUGCACCGGGUACAACUUCAAGUAUCCGUUCCUGGACGCGCCGCAGCUGGGUCUGCAGAUCCAGGACCACCUGGUGUCCCCCCUGUACCGCUUCAUGAUGCCGCCGGCCUUCCCCUCACUCUUCUUCAUCGGCAUCUGCAAGAUCAUCUGCCCCUUCCCCCACUUCAACUGCCAGGUCCAGUUCGCUCUGGCCGUGCUGGACGGCUCCGUCACUUUACCGUCUCCGGCCCAGAUGGAGGACGAGGUCCGGCAGGAUCUGCGGGAGAAGGAGGAGCGUGGAGUCCAGCGGCACCACCUGCUGAUCCUGGACCAGGACCAGUGGGAGUACUGCCGGACGCUCGCUCAGGCUGCCGGCUUCCCGCCGCUGCAGCCGUUUGUACGCAGCCUGUACGACGAGGUGUGGCGACAGCGAAGAGUUCACCCCGAAAACUACCGGAGGCUCAACUACGGGCUGAUCGACGAAGACCAGUGGGAGGUGAUCGAUUGAUCGACAGACUAAUAAACUUUAUGAAAAUCAGAAUCAUGACUGUGAGAAACUAAAUGUGCUUAAAAACUUCAAAUAAUCAGAGAGAAAGAAAAUUAACCCGAUUUAUGUUCUGAGGUGUUGAUUCACCUUGAUGCUCAUGUAAGAAGCUGCAGUUUUAUGAAACGAAUUGCCAGUUAAAAGUGUUUUAUCUUUAACUUUUUAAAUAUACAACCACGAUUCCAAAGAAGCAGACGCUGUCUAAAAUGUGAAUAAACAGAAUGCAAUGAUUUACUAAUCCUUUGUGAGAAAUAUUUAAAUAAAACAAAAUAUUUAAUGUUCAAACAGA
This is a messenger RNA of Centropristis striata (black sea bass), 1882 nucleotides long. RefSeq lists its product as uncharacterized. The record is from RefSeq and is a predicted model, not a curated record. NCBI's taxonomy places the organism in Eukaryota, Metazoa, Chordata, Actinopteri, Perciformes, Serranidae. The transcript is spliced from 9 exons. Gene Ontology annotation, molecular function: NADP binding; N,N-dimethylaniline monooxygenase activity; flavin adenine dinucleotide binding. The coding region runs from base 262 to 1557 and encodes 431 amino acids.